Molecule: messenger RNA, 3328 nt
Organism: Drosophila albomicans
Lineage: Eukaryota; Metazoa; Arthropoda; Insecta; Diptera; Drosophilidae
Gene: ear
Product: protein ENL
Exons: 2
Coding region: 260-3205 (981 amino acids)
Biological process (GO): regulation of DNA-templated transcription
Cellular component (GO): super elongation complex
Source: RefSeq, a predicted model, not a curated record
UAAGCAUUGAAAUAUUGUUGCUCCAUUGCAAUGCAUGCAUGGGACAUUUAACUAAUCUGACACUAUUGACAAUCACACACACACACGAAUACGCAUUGUCACACAAAAAUCACACUGACUGCGCCGCCUCAGAGAGCAAAUCAGAUUUAUUGUGUUAAUUCUUGUAAUAAUAAGCGACAAAUUGUUACAGGAAUUUUGGCCGUUUUGCAUUUGCGAUACUCCAGAUUGAUGCAUUACCAUUGCCGGCGUCAUCAUCGAUAUGGCGGUCAAGGUGCAGUUCGAAAUUGGUCACACAUCAAAGCUGCGCAGCAAGAAACAUCCACAGGCCUUCACCCACGAUUGGGAGAUCUAUGUGCAAGGCGUGAACAAGGCGGACAUCAGUGCGUUCGUUGACAAAGUCGUCUUCAUACUCCACGAAUCAUUUCCAAAACCAAAGCGUGUAAUCAAAGAGCCACCGUAUGCCAUACAGGAGUCGGGCUAUGCCGGCUUCUUACUGCCCGUCGAGAUCUAUUUUCGCAAUCGGGACGAGCCCAAGCGCAUAAUGUACCAAUAUGAUUUGGAUCUGCAGCAAACAGGGCCGCCCCUUCAUCGGGUCGAAGUCAAAACCCAUGUUUUCGAGGCGCCUUCGGAGGAGUUUCGUGCCAAGCUAAUGCGUGGUGGCGGUGUGCCUGUUUUUGGUGCCAAUAUCGCUUCAGCCGGCAGUUUGAGUCGCACGCUUUCGCCCAGCGUUGGCGAUCUGCCCGGCUCAGAGUUGGCUGUGGUCAAGGCGAAGGGCAGUGGCGGUGGCAGUAUGGUGAUUGAUGGUGGCUCUGGGUCGAGUAAAAAGCACAAGCCACGCAACGACGACAGCGGCAAGGUUAACUCCUUCUCGGCAUUGUUUGGCACACCGAUCACCAAAGGCGGCGCUGUGCCAGCGAUUAUGCCAGCAAUAACAGCAUCAAAACAUUCUCCAGAUACAAAGGGACAAGCAGGCUCGAGUAGCGGUAAGAUUGGAUCGCAUGAUGGUAAGGAAAAGUCGAGUAAGGAGCGGGACAAAUCCAAUAGUUCGGACAAACCGCGCGACAAGGACAAAAAGGAUCGUCAUGGGCGCGACAAGGAGCGCAAAUCGGGCAAGUCCGGUGAGAGCAGCAGCAGCAGCAAACACGAUCGCGAUAAGGAAAAGUCGAAAAAGGAUAAGACACGCGAUAAGGAACGAGAACGUGAGAGCAGCAGCAGUAGUGUCCUUGCUGCCACAGCAUCCAAUGCAUUAGUCAGACGCAUAGUUAGUCCCAAGCCAGGAGGAGGCAGAAGCAGUCUCUCCGAUAUGAGUCCCAAGAAACAUUCGGGUGACAGCGCUGCUGUCACGCCAAAUUCCCGCUCAAAGGAUCGCGAAGAGCACAAAUCGACAGGUAAAUCGGAGACGAAGGAUAAGGAGCGUAGCUCCAACAAAAAGUCAAAGAAAGAGAAAAAAGACAAAGAGCGUGAACGUGAACGCGAAAAGCAGCGCGAGGAACGUGAGAAGGAGAAACGUGCGCUCAAGGAUGAGCGUGGCCACGGCGACAGUCCGGCCACUAAUAGCAGCAAUAGUCUAACGCAAUCAUCACAACCGCCAUCACAAUCCCAGAACAGCUACGAUGCUGUAAAGACGACUGGUGGCAAGUCGACGCCAAAUUCGCUAGGCAGCAGUGCCAGUGCAAGUAGUCUUGCCUCGAGCAGCGGCAAGCGGACACACGAUAAGGAUGAGAUGUCAACGCCUGGUCAGCAAACAGUAGCGAAAGUCGCCGAAAAAGGUUCAGAUACAAAGACGGAUAAAACAAGCAACAGCAAUGGCAGCGCCACGGAAAAGAAAUCACAUAAGCACAAGAAGAAGGAUAAGAGCAAAGACAAGGAUAAGGAAAAAGAUAAGGACAAGGAGCGAAGUGAUCGCGAUAAGGACAAAGAAAAGGAACGUGACAAGGACAAGUCUAAGGAGCGUGAAAAAGAGAAAUUACAACAACAGCAGCAGCAACAACAGUUGCAGCAGCUCUCAACUGCUUCGGACAAAUUGAUAUCAUCAGUAGGCGCAGCAUCAGAUGCAUCACCCAAAACAGAACUCAACAACCAGCCGUCAGAAGCUGCUAGCACAGAUAAAUCGGCAACCGUGAACAACAAGAAGGAGAAGCACAAGAAAUCCAAGGAAAAGAAUGCAAGCAAAGAAGAGAAACGUCAACGUGAAACAGACGGCAAGCACAACAGUAACAAGCAGCUGCAGCAGCAACAGCAAGCGGCGUCAUCAGCCAUAUUACCAUCCUCAAGCGCAGCUCAAUCAGCAACAGUUAAGGCGCCCAGUAACUUGGAUUUGAGCGAUAUGGAUUCAGCACAAUCAGCGCCAGAUAUAGCCGCGACAAAUGCACUAGCUGCGGCAACAGCUGCCACACUGCAGCAUUCUGACAGCUCGAAUAGCAGUUUUCCCGAUCUGCCCGCUAAGAGCAGCCAACAAAAGAGCACAAAGAACGCACAGAAUUCAACACAUGGCAAGGAGAGUAAAUCUUCUGCAUCUGCGACUGGUGCUAGUGGUAAGGAGCACAAAGUUAAGUCAAAGCUCGCCGAAAAGUCAGAGAAGACUGAAAAGUUGGACAAAUCACCUGACACCAAGCCAGAGAAGUUGGACAAGUCUGAGCUGAAAGAGGAAAAGAAACGUAGUCGCCGCAACUCGCAGAAUAGCAAUAGUGGCAGCAACAACACCACCAGCUCCACAUUUAUAGAGCCACCAGUCAAAACCACAAAGAAAGAGCAGCCUGCAAAAGCUGCACGCGAGAAAUCAAAGUCACCAUCUCUGCGACCAGCGGCUGUCGCAACGGUGGGCCACAAUAACAUUACGUCCUCACCCAGCAGUCACAUUAAUAACAACAAUAACAACAGCUGUCCAGCAAUAAUGAAUAAUAACAACAACAGCAACAGCGGUCAAUCGCCGGCAGAGCAACUGCAUCAACCACUAGUUGGUGGUGGUGGUGGCGGAGGUGGCAACAAUACGCCAUUGCCCACAGAAUAUUUGACCGAACUGCAGGAGCUGCAUCACAAGAUCAUGACGCUGCAGGACAAUGAGGAGCUGCAGCAAGUUGUCGAAAUGAUUGCUGCCACCGGCUGCUAUGAGAUUACGCAUAAAACUUUCGACUUUGAUCUCUGCAAAUUAGAUCGGAGCACUGUACAGCGAUUGCAGGAUUUCCUGGCGACAUCUGUGUCGUGACACCAAAUGACUGCAGCAGCAACAAAUGCGGCAACAGCUGCCUAUAGCUAAGCGAGAUGCACCCAAAAAGAAAAUGGAAACAAAAAACACAAAUCUCUCAUGCACAUAACCAAAUAAUCAUUA